Paramecium primaurelia is the source of this 1308-nucleotide messenger RNA. The record is from the annotation of a GenBank genome assembly. NCBI's taxonomy places the organism in Eukaryota, Ciliophora, Oligohymenophorea, Peniculida, Parameciidae.
AUGUGUCUUACCAUUGCAUGUGAGGCUGUUUGUUGUGCAGGUACAUAAAUUUGCAAUCUUGCUUGUUGUUGCUGUAAGUACUUUGCUGAAACAACUCUAAAAGAGUAAAUUAAAUUAGCUUACAUAAUCCUAAAUUAUUUAAUCAUGGCAUUUACUGUUAUUGCAUUGUACUACAUAUAGGAUUUUUAUAUAAAUUAUUUAAAGUACUUUGGAUGUCCAGAAGGAAUUUCAAAUUUAUGUUUGGGGAUAUCAGGAAUCUAUAGGAUGAGUUUUGUUCUUACUAUAUUUUAUAUAAUAAUACUAUUGUUUAUGUUUGAAAAAGGAGGGUUGGCUAAAAUGAUAAAUAAUGGAUUAUGGUUGUUGAAAUUCAUGUAAUGUUUUAUAAUAUAAAAUAGAUUCAUAGUAGUGUUUUUUUAUGGAACACUCUAUAUGUCAAACAAAUUCUUUGAAGUCUUUGUUGAUAUUAGUAUUGUAGCCUCUGGAAUAUAUUUACUAUUUUAAAUAAUAAUCUACAUUGAUAUUUUUUAUCUUUGGGCUGAGAAAUGGGCAAGAAUGUAUGAUGAGGGAAUAGAAGGUAUGGGAUCAGCUUUGAUAGCUGCAGCUUCAUUAACAUAUACAUUAGCAUUAAUUUUGAAUAUCUACAACUUUAUUUGGUUUGAUCAUAAUUACUUCAUAAACCUAAUAAAUAUUGCAAUAAUAAUAAUAUUAACAGUAGUGUAAUUAUUUGGAUUUAAUCCUUCAGGAUCUCUACUUGCAACAGGUUGUAUAUCUUGUUAUAUAACUUAUUAAACAUUUAGUGCAUUAUCAAGUUAUCCAAAUGCAGAUAUCAAUAUAUUUUAUGAUUCUGCAUAGAAUAUGAAAAUUUAAAUGUAUGUUAAUGGAAUUUUAAAUUUUAUUGCUUUAGUUUACAUUAUAUUUGCUACAUAAGAACAAAGCAAAUAAUCAUUAGUAUUUUUAGAUAAAUCAAGUGAGAAGAAUAGAUCAACUUAAAAUAAUUAAUAAAUUGAAAUUGAAAUGACUUCUACUUAAUAAAUGAAUUAAGCAAAAGCUUUAAUUGAAUAAAUUGAAUUACAACCUUAUUCAACUAAUCAAUAUAUUGUAUUUCAUAUUGUUAUGUCUUUUUGUUCAAUGUAUAUGGCUAUGAUGAUUACAAAUUGGGGGAGUCCAAAUAUUAGAGUUAACAAUUUUGAAAUUUAUAUGCCUAGUCAACUCAGUUAUAAUGUAAAGAUAGGAUCUAGUUGGAUUUGUUCUGGACUUUAUUUUUGGACUUUAAUUGCUCCAAAAAUUUUACCAAAUAGAUUUAAUUGA